This is a messenger RNA of Neurospora crassa OR74A, 2912 nucleotides long. RefSeq names its product kinesin family protein. The transcript has 3 exons. The record is from RefSeq and is a predicted model, not a curated record. Gene Ontology annotation, molecular function: ATP hydrolysis activity; microtubule motor activity; microtubule binding. Bases 1 to 2730 code for a protein of 909 amino acids. Gene Ontology annotation, cellular component: microtubule; kinesin complex; nucleus. Lineage: Eukaryota; Fungi; Ascomycota; Sordariomycetes; Sordariales; Sordariaceae. Gene Ontology annotation, biological process: microtubule-based movement.
AUGGACACCCAACCAACGUCACACAGCCUUUUCGAGGUGUACCUUCGACUGCGCCCAGCCAACACCGUAUCGACGUCUGGCGAUCGCUUCCUCGAUGUCGAUGUCCCAGAACCCAGCGAGAGCGCGCCCAAACACAUCACCCUGAACCCGCCAGCCGAUCGACGCCGAGCAAUCGAAAAGUUCGCCUUUACCCAGGUCUUUGAGGAAGAUGCCACACAGCUUGAUGUGUUUCACUGUACUGGGGUCGCCGGCUUGGUGGAGGGCGUCCUUGCGCCCUAUGGCGAUGGAACGGAUGCCUUGUUGGCGACGCUUGGAGUGACGGGUUCUGGAAAGACACACACCAUGCUGGGAACACGAUCCCAGCGUGGCCUCACCCAAAUGUCCCUCGACCUUAUCUACCGCUCGCUCGGCCACCGGGUCCUUGAUCCCUCUACAUAUCCAAACCUCGAGCAAUCCAUCAGCGCAUCCGAUCCAUCAGAAGCCAAUAUCCUUCCAGCCACGGCCUACCUCGAGUCGGUCUAUAGCACAGAUCCAACGAUAUCCUUUCUGCGCGGAAGCGGCAAUGGCCGAUCGACACCUCUACAAGUACGACCUUCUGCUUCUUUUUCCGCUCGACCGUUUGCUUCUGUCUCUUCUCGAGUCCCAACCGACAAGCCCAUCUGUCGGACCUCUUCUACUUCUUCUGUGGCGCACCAGUUUGGCGCAAGAACGCCAGCUGGACCCUUUCAACAAGCCCAGCGGUCGGCCAGUAUCCGACUCGUCGUUACCGAAGAACCAGAACAAGAGGAAGAAGAGUCAACUGUGUUCUUCACGCCUCCUAGUCGAGCAGGAACCGUGACUCCCACGCAAACAAGAACAAGCAGGCUUCCGUGCCCAAGCCCGAGUGGACUUGGUAAUUCUUUUCUCCCACGAAGUAGUCGGCUUCCAACCUACCAACCCCAGCGGGUUGGGACUUCUCCUGCUCAGCCACAGCAGCAGCUCCGGCCUGUUGCUUCUUCUACUCUUCCACGCUUCACAGCUACCUCUUCCCUGCGUUUCGCAACUAUCACCCCAGCAACUAGACCCUCUAACCGUGACCAACAGAACGAAUCGUCCACUCCACGCCGUUUCCGCCCUUCCGCGCUUCCCCAGAACCCCGACAUAAGCCAUCUAACCAUUCCCUUUGACGCGUCAGCCGAGUACGCCAUCGUCAUCUCCAUGUACGAAGUCUACAACGACCGCAUCUUCGAUCUCCUUUCUUCCCCCGUGAAAUCGGCCGCCACCAAAGAAUACCGUCGCCGACCCUUACUGUUCAAACCCACCGAGCUCUCGCCGGACCGAAAAGUGGUGGCGGGAUUACGAAAGGUGGUUUGCGGAAGCCUCGAUCAGGCGUUGAUGGUCUUGGAAGCGGGGUUGCAAGAGCGAAGGGUGGCAGGGACAGAGAGUAAUACGCAGAGUUCGCGGAGUCACGGGUUUUUCGUGGUGGAAGUGAAAAAGAGGUUUUCCCUUGGUGGACAGCACACUGGAUGGUACGGAGGCGCAGGAUGGACCGGGAAUUCGCUGACGAUUGUGGAUCUUGCGGGCAGCGAGAGGGCCCGAGACGCAAAGACAGUCGGACAGACGUUGGCCGAGGCGGGCAAGAUCAACGAGAGCUUGAUGUAUCUGGGGCAGUGUUUGCAGAUGCAGGUGGCAGGUGGGAAGGAAAAGCCGAAUCUGGGCUUGAUCAGGCGGUGCAAACUGACAGAGCUGCUGUUCACCAACUCGUUCCCCACGGGCAACAACCAGCAACAGCAUCGAAACCCGCAGAAAGGCAUCAUGAUUGUCACCGCUGACCCCCACGGCGAUUUCAACGCGACCUCUCAAAUUCUUCGCUACUCUGCCCUCGCCAAGGAGGUCACCGUUCCUCGCCAGCCGCCUUCGUUUCCUCCCCCCAACUCCUUCUCCAACUCGUUACCGCCUAUCGGCAGUCCAAACCAUCAAUACCUCUCCUUCCAACAGACUCUCGAAUCCGCCGCUCUCGAGAUCUCCAGGCUACAAGAAGACCUCACCUACCUCCGGCACGCCCUCGACUCGGAACGGAGCCUACGCGAACAGGCUGAAGCGCAUUUGUUGAGCAUGGAAGAUAAGAUGGUCGAGCUGGAGCAGGCCAUCCGCGAAGAUUGUGCGGAGGAGUUCGAGAAGCGUCUGGAACUGGAAGUGAACAGGUGGAAGACGAUUGUCGAUGGGGAGAGGGAGAGGGGGGAAGAGUUUUGGCGGGGGAAGUGGGGGGUGUUUGAGCGGAUGGUUGAGGCUGAUGGGGAUGUUGACAUGGACAUGGACGUUGACAGUCCGAAGAAGCCAGAAAACACGAGGCUGGUGGAAACGAGAACAGCGGAAGGUCAAGAGGCCCGACGACAGCUGGAAAUCCUUGCCGACGAAAACGAGCGGCUACAGAGGGAGAACGAAUCACUAAAACAGGCUUUGGCAGCCUGUAUCGAUCCUGCCAAGUCAACCAGCAAGAACAAGUCGCCCAGUCGUAGGUCGCCUAGCCGUAGUCGGAGGAAGAAGGCUCAGCUGAACUAUGCGGAAGAUGAUGAUGGGUUCUUUCAGGAGUUGAAGAGGGACCAAGGGGACAUGGCCAUGGAUGGGUUUGGGGAGGGAAACGGGGUCGGUGGCAGUCAUGGGACUGGAAGUCCGACCAAGAAGAAGAGGAUCAGGAGGUUGGGAGCAAAGAAAUGGGGGCAGGGUUUGGAUGAUGAUGAUCCUUUCUAAAUGGCACCAGCUGGGCGGUGUUUGGGCUGUCAGAAGGAUCUGUUGAUUUUGUACGAACACAGGACAUAUAAUGGGUUCACUAAGCGUGUCGGUUAUAAAGGGAAUUGCAUUUGUUAUACCCCGUUGUUUGUUAUAGUCAUGUCAACAUCAGGCAUAAGGAAGACAAUGAAUCAAUGCUGUUA